This is a messenger RNA of Aplysia californica (California sea hare), 1405 nucleotides long. Its product is annotated as sperm-associated antigen 7 homolog. Lineage: Eukaryota; Metazoa; Mollusca; Gastropoda; Aplysiida; Aplysiidae. Bases 32 to 817 code for a protein of 261 amino acids. The transcript has 7 exons. The record is from RefSeq and is a predicted model, not a curated record. Gene Ontology annotation, molecular function: nucleic acid binding.
AUACUCUUUCAGAUCCCACUUCACAAACAACAUGGCAGACUUACUGGGCUCAAUUUUGGGGUCGAUGGAAAAGCCCCCAACAAUGGGCAGUGAUGAGCGAAAGAAAGCCAAAGCUCAGAAAGCUAUGAUGGAGAAACAGCAAGAGGCAGAAAAGAAAAAGAUUGACGCUUUCCGCACCCGGAUUCAAAAAAAAAUUCAUGAGUUUAUAAAAGAUGGUACCUUGGAAAAGCUGAAACUAGAGCCCAUGGAGAAAGGAAUGCGGGCGAUUGUGCAUGAAGUGUCGGAGGUCGCCGGGCUGACGUCGUUCUCCUUUGGGCACGAGGAGGAGGAUCGCUACGUCCUCAUGUGGAAGAAGGAGUUUGCCCCGUCAGAUGAGGAGCUUCUAGCCUACAGGAGAGGGGAGGAGUGGGACCCAGAGAAGGCCAAGGAGAUGGAGAAGUUAAAGGAAAUCCAGAGCAAGGAGGAGGAAGAGAGCAGGAAGCAGAGCUUGAAAGAGACGCCGGCGUCCAACUACCGGGACAAAUACAAACACCUGAUCGGGGACGAGGCAGCCAAAGACGCGGCCAGGGAGAUGGUGUCCAACUCUUCCUACGGCUUUGUUCCGGCCACCAACAAACGAGAUCUGAGAACAAUUGAACAAGUGUUGGCCGACACCCGGGCCAAGAAAAAGCAGAAGCUGGACCCGUCAGCAGAGAGUUCUGGUUCGCCCUCAGCCUCGGGGGACCAGGGGGAGGGUGUGGGGGCGGAGACAUCUGAGGGUGCUGGUGAGGGUGAGGGCGUGUUGGCGGAGGCACAGGGAGAGACGGAGCAGUCUUGAUGGAUUCUGUGUGUGUGUGGGGGUGUGGGUAUGGGUGCAGAAUUGUGUUCUUUUCUUAGUGUGAAUGGGUGUGUGAGUGAGAGAGAGAGAGUGUGUGUGGGUAUACAUGUAGGAUUACGUUGUUUUAACGAAAAUAUGUGUGUGUGGAGAGAGAGAGAAAGAGAGAGACAGUUUUGUUCAAAUGUGUGUUUGUGGGAUGUGCGAGUGAAAGAGAGAGAGAGAGAGAAUAUGUGUGCUAAAUUGUGUUCAAAUGUGUGAGUGAAAGAGAGAGAAUGUGUGAUAAAUCGUGUAGUUUGAAUGUGUGUGUGUGCAUGAGUAUGAGUGAGAAAGAGAGAAAAUGAGUGAGAGAAUGGGUGAGCGAGAGAGCAAAUGUCUUUGAUCUGAUCUGUAUUGUUCGAUCCCAGCUAGCCAGUUUUUACAAAAUAUAUAUAUGAAAGUGCAUCAUCAUGUGUACAGUAUAUUGGUUUUUACCUGAAUCCCUUGUUGCUUUACUUUUUUCCUAAGGAAAAAAGUUUAGAGUUUGUCCUUUGUUUACUUUGUCUUAAAUUUGUAUUCAUGGUAUUUUGAAAUGAAAUGCAGUGAACUGAC